GAAUUUUUUUCUUACAUGUCUUAUAUUAGGAGGAGGCAGCAAGAGAAGGAGAAUGUCUAGGAUCGCUCAUGUGACCCUGAAAGGACCAAGUGUGGUGAAGGAGAUAGCCGUGGGAGCGGUAGUUGCGCUGGCGGCAGGUGGGUUGUGGAAGAUGUAUCACUGGAACCUGCAGAGGCAAUAUAAGGUGUUUUAUGACAUGCAGGACAAGGGAGAGUGCACUGUUGUUACUGAAGAAUAAUGAAUUUCUUCUUCUAAGUGUCUGAAAAGUGAAAACGAGUGAUCUACAUCCCUUAAUGUUAAUGAAGCUUUCUGGGUUUUA
Molecule: messenger RNA, 319 nt
Organism: Vitis riparia (riverbank grape)
Lineage: Eukaryota; Viridiplantae; Streptophyta; Magnoliopsida; Vitales; Vitaceae
Product: cytochrome c oxidase subunit 5C
Exons: 1
Coding region: 53-238 (61 amino acids)
Source: RefSeq, a predicted model, not a curated record